AUGGACGCAGCAGGUCUCCUCAAAAAACAAGGCUGGCGCGGCCUCGGUCACUCUCUCGACACAGAGAACAAGGGUCUCCGUAAACCGCUUCUCGUCAGCAAAAAAGUCGAUGUACUCGGUAUUGGAAUCAACAAGUCCGAUGUUAUUCAAGGUCAAUGGUGGUUGAAAGCCUUUGACAGCAGUUUGAAAGACUUUGGAACUGGCAAGAAGAGUAUCCUGGCGAAUGUCAAGGAGCAGGGAAUCAAAAGAGGUGGACUGUAUGGGCGAUUCGUACAAGGAGAGGGUGUCGCAGGGACGAUAGGUGUUGUUGAUCCGAAAAUCGCUGCGCUUGCAUCUGCUGUUGGGCCCGCCGUGGGUAUCAAGAGAAAGGCCGAGGAUAGCGACGACGAGGACCAGACGGAGAAGAAGAAGGCGAAGAAAGACAAGAAGGAAAAGAAGCGAUCAAAAUCCUCAUCCGACUCAUCCUCCGACGACGAAAAGAAGGCCCGCCGUGCAGCCAAGAAAGAGAAGAAGUCAGCGACCGCCGGUGAAGAUACCUCCGAUGCAACGACGAAGAAGAGCAAGAGCAAGAAAGAGAAGGCCGACAAAUCGCUGGAUGGUCUACCAGAGGACAAGCGCAAGCAAUACGAAGAGCGCGCUGCAGCAAAAGGAGUCACAUUAAAACAAUACUUUUCUCAGCGACAAGUCAAGAAUCUGGAAGCGAAAGAGUCACGACGAAGCGGCACCACCACUCCUGCCACAGAACCUGCCUCUGAAGACUCGGCAAAGGACGACAAGAAGAAGGAAAAGAAGAGCAAGAAGGACAAGAAGUCGUCAAAGAAGUGA
Messenger RNA from Aureobasidium subglaciale EXF-2481, 825 nucleotides. RefSeq lists its product as uncharacterized. The record is from RefSeq and is a predicted model, not a curated record. Bases 1 to 825 code for a protein of 274 amino acids. Lineage: Eukaryota; Fungi; Ascomycota; Dothideomycetes; Dothideales; Saccotheciaceae. The transcript has a single exon.